AUGACGACAGCUAUUGAAUCAUUACAACAAUUUAAAGAAACACAACUGCUCACUGCUCAACUACUCACACAAGACCUAUUUGAUAGUCAAGUAUCCUCUAUUGUCAAUGAAUUUACAACGGAAACAGAAAACAAUUUUUUACGCUUGCUUCGACUUAACCGCAAUAUAACAUUUGUCAACCAAAUUCUUACUGGUUUAUACAAGAACUUUAAAUUUUCAAUUUUAAGCAGCUCAUCAAUAUCUAUCGCUAAUCCAAUUUUGAUCAUCAAUAGUUUUAAAUUUUUAAAUUCUACAUGUUCAUGUGCAAGCGAUCCACAAUGUAAAAUGGUUUCGGCUGUAUAUCAGUAUAAGAAUGGUGUCCCGGUUCCGAUCUAUAUUGUCACUGGUUUUUAUAUAUCGUGUUUUACUAUUGAAUCUCUUCUAAUAUCAACACUUGAAUGUUUCUAUGAUAAUACAGACUGUUUGAGCAAUAUAGUCAACCUUUAUGAUAAUCCUGCACUCAAUAUUACUCGGCUCAAUUCGUCUCCGAAUGCUAGUCGAUUUUCAAUAAACAGUACAAUUGGUGAACUAUUUUCGGAACUAUUUAUUGAGUCUUGGAAUCCAUAUUCGAACUACUCUUCUUAUUUUGCUCAGUGCCAGCCAGUAUCUUGUACUUACAAGUCUUCACGGCGUAAUAGUCUAAUAGAAACUAUAACACGAAUUGUUGGUCUGAUCGGUGGACUGACGAUUUCUCUGCGCAUACUGGUCGUACUAUUUAUGUCAGCAUUUCGUCGUUUCAAACGACGACGACAUCAACAGGAAGGGAUGGAAACGAAUACGAGUUUAAAAUCUUAUAAAAUAAUGACAGCACAAUUACCGUAA
Molecule: messenger RNA, 861 nt
Organism: Adineta steineri
Lineage: Eukaryota; Metazoa; Rotifera; Eurotatoria; Adinetida; Adinetidae
Source: the annotation of a GenBank genome assembly